ACUAUCUUUUGUCCCACUUGAACAAGUAUGUCAGCUUUUCAUCCACACCCCACUGGACUUUUGCCAUUACGCAAAUAACGUACGUAUGCUUUAACAACGGGCGUGGCUUCCUGAUGCAUUUUUUUGCUGCUUCCGUGCAGCUCAAUGCGGAAGACAAACACUGGGAGCACUAAAUUCCUGAGAAACUCACCCAGAGCGGGGACAAGUUCCAAAGGAUUUUGUGUGACACCUGAAGUCAAGACACAUAACCAUGUGGCCAAAUCAAGGUCCUCCCCCUCCAAUGGGACCACCAAACCCAGCCUACCCUCCUGGAUACAACCCCGCAUGUCCUGCUGUCCCUCCACCAGGAGUCUUCCCCAAUCCUCCACCUCCAGCGUUCCCACCUGGCCAAUUCCCACCUGGCCAAUUCCCACCUGGCCAAUUCCCACCUGCUAUGAAUCCAGCCAUGCCACCACAUGCACCUCCAGGGGCGAUGCCCUAUGGAGCUCCAGGGCUUCAUCCUUAUCCUAUGGCUCCUGGUGGAUAUCCAGUAGUCCCCCCUUCAGGUGUUCACCCAGGUCCAUACCCACACUCCCCAAAAGGGGGUCACCAUAAAGGCCACCACAAAGGUCAUCAUCAUGGAGGGAUGAAUCCCAUGGCUGCAGCGUUAGGCGGGGGAGUAGCAGGAAUGGGAAUGGGGCUGAUCGGACAUAAAGCCCACAAAAAGAUGAAGAAGAAGAUGAAGAAGACACAUAAGCACCACAAACACGGCCACAAGUCUUCCAGCAGCAGCAGCAGCAGCAGCAGCAGUGACAGUGACUGAGGCCACCAGUCCACAACUCAGCUGUUACAGAAAGGCUGCUUUACCAAAGGGCAACCUGACUAUUAACUACAAACAUAUAAAAUGAAUUGCUAACACUUAUAUAGGAUUUCUGUAAUAAUACAGUUCUGUAUUAUAUCCUAAUUGGGCUAUGUAUAAUACCAGAAAUGCACACACAGGCUAUUGCUGUAAACAUAUUCACACACUACUGUUACUAGGCUCUACUGUUAUUCCACCAUGUGGGCGUAGAUUUGGGUAUGGACAGUAGGGACACGUACCUACCAAUAUCAAAGUGUUACUAGAUUGUCCCUACUGAUAUUUUUACAGAUCUCAAACAAUCUAGCUGCUUUAAUCCAUGUAAUGUUUAUGUUAAGAUCUCUGCAGAGUUGCCAGGUUUGUGUGUUUUCUACAAAAAACUGCGCUAUUAUGAUAAAGGGUGAAAGAGCAAGAUAUGGGGGAUACUCGACCUGGUGAUCUGGCAACCCUCUACUUCAAGCUGUACGCAUUGUUGACUAGCAGCAGCCCGGUAACAGUAGCAGUAGUGGAGUCGGUGAGGUGGAUAAUCUGAAGCGGUCAGUAUUUAUAGUUUAAACAUCACAUGGUCACAGACUUGAAAACGACUUCACUGGGCAAAACUAAGAUAAUGUGAAUCCACAAACUGAAAGAGGGACAGAAUCUCAGUUGAGGUUUGAAAACCUUACAGCAGCAAGUUACAGAGCAGCACAUCACCUACACGUUUCUAUACAUUUAUUUUAUGUAAUAUUUCUCAUGACAGUCUAUGAUCUGUUAUUUUUAAAUAUUAAUAUUGGUCUCUGAUUUAUAGUGAAGUAGUCUAUCAAUAAAAUAAAAUGUAAAAAUCAGAGAAAAAAUCAUGAUCACAAGGCAAGUCAGCAAAUGAAUAUUUAGUAAAGUAAACAUUAUGCAGUCAGGCUCUUGUGGUGUGUAUGUGUGUGCGUACAUGUGCCUGUGAAAGAGAAAAGAGUGAUAGAGAGCAAGUGCACAUACACGAUUACUGAAAAAAAUAUCCCUACCAAAAUUAAAACCAAACCUACGCCCUAUUUGGUUUGUAGUGUCUAUGUCAAAUGUGAAAUAUUAGUUCUAGGAGGUACAGUGAAGACUUUUCUUAAUGCUUGACUCUGGAUGUUUGAGAAAAUCUAUAAGAGAAAAUAUGUAAAAAUCUAUAAUUUUUCAUUCUGUCCUGAAAGUUUUUUUAAAUUUUUUUUUUAUUUUCUUGGAAAGAUUAACUAUAGAGAAUAAAACAUAUAUUGUGUGUCUCUAUUUGGGCCUAUUGAUUUUUAUUUAUUCAAAUAUUGUGUUCACUACUGUAUGAGAUGACUGCAGGAAAGCUAUAUC
Thunnus maccoyii (southern bluefin tuna) is the source of this 2152-nucleotide messenger RNA. RefSeq names its product proline rich 13 (gene prr13). NCBI's taxonomy places the organism in Eukaryota, Metazoa, Chordata, Actinopteri, Scombriformes, Scombridae. The transcript has 4 exons. The record is from RefSeq and is a predicted model, not a curated record. Bases 251 to 802 code for a protein of 183 amino acids.